Molecule: messenger RNA, 2196 nt
Organism: Abrus precatorius (Indian licorice)
Lineage: Eukaryota; Viridiplantae; Streptophyta; Magnoliopsida; Fabales; Fabaceae
Exons: 3
Coding region: 19-1998 (659 amino acids)
Source: RefSeq, a predicted model, not a curated record
AGAGGAAGGAGUAGGAAGAUGGCAAGAAGAGAAAAAAGUAAGAAAAAGGAAGAGUUAAUGGUGGAGAAGUGGAAACUUGUGGGGAAAAGAGGAUGCCCUUCAACUCCCCCACCCACUUGGAGACUUGAGUUUCCAUCUAAGCAGAAUGGUAACAACAAAAACGUGGUUCAAGAGUUCCUCAACUUUCCCACAUCUACACUCUCUGCCAGAAAGCUUUGUGCCAAACUGUGGGAAAUUCAACCCCACCAACUGGCCCCACUUCCCACAAUGAGCAAACCUGGAAUCAGGCUUCGCAGCCACUUUCACCACCGCAGGGACAAUCUUCUUCAGCUUUCUAAACAUAUGUCUCAAACUCCUCAUAGCCCCCCUCACCAGACAGCAUCUGGUAGGGGCUUGAGAAGACAUGUUCAAACAUCACUUGUCCACCACCGUAGAUCAGUUAAAAGAAAUGAUCGCACUCUACAACCUGUAUCCCCUGCUAGUUACAGUAGCUCCAUGCAAGUUGAAGCGUACAAUCAUAUAAAUCCUAUUCACUCUUUAGAAUUCAAGGGUAGAAUUAGAGAGUCAAGUCACAGCCCUGAAUCAUCCAAAGAGUUACUCAAGGUACUUAACCAUAUCUGGUGUCUCGAAGAACAGCAUGCAUCAAAUAUAUCAGUAGUGAAAGCCCUGAAACUGGAACUCAAUCUUUCUCGAACACAGGUUAAAGAGCUACGACAAGAAAAGCAAUUGGAUAAGCUGGAAAUGGAGAACUUAACGAAGCAAAUAACAGAGAACAAGUUUGUUAGGAAGAACAAAGAACAUGAUAAAAUUGAAGCUGCAAUUCAGUCAGUGAAGGAAGAGAUAGAAGAUGAGAGGAGGUUAAGAAAGCAUUCAGAAAGCCUGCAUAGGAGGCUGGCUAGAGAGCUUUCUGAAGUAAAGUAUUCGUUCUCCAGUUCUUUGAGAGAUCUUGGUAAGGAGAGAAAAACACGGAUCCUUUUGGAGAACUUGUGUGAUGAUUUUGCCAAAGGAAUAAGAGAUUGUGAACAUGAGCUACGUUCCCUUAUGCAUAAUGCUGAGAAGGGUCAAGUUAAAGGGGAUAACAUUGAUAGGCUAAUACUUCAUCUUUCAGAAGCUUGGCUUGAGGAGCGCAAGCAAAUGAACCAAGUUCAAGCAGGCAGUGAUCUACUUGAGAUAGAUUCAAUUGUUGACAAGUUAGGCGUUGAUAUUGAAACAUUUCUUCGUGCAAAAAGAUCUGUUAACUUGAGAAGAUAUGGUAACUCCUCCUCAAAGAAGCUCAAGGAAAUUUACCCUUGCUCGCAUUCAUUGGAUUCCUUUCUCCAAAAGGAGGGCAUAAGUGCACUUCAUAAUAUGGAUGAGGAAGACUCCAUUAGUACCCACAUUUUUAAACAGAAAAGGACUUCUGAUAAAGGAUUUGACAAACCCAGCUGCAAACUGAGCAGCAAUAAUACUGUAGAGGUCCAUAAAGAAAAAAAAAGCAGCCUCAAUUCAGAGGGGAGACAAGCUCAGUCAAAGGAAAUUACUGAGGACAGUGAGUUGGAAGCAAACGUAGGGAAGAACAUGUCAUGUGAUGAAAAUGAAAGUUGGAAUUUUGAGAGGAAAUCAAGUGAAAUGGGAGGGGACAGCACAGCUCUAUUUAAUACCCCUGGGGCAUCAACUGUUUGUGAGGCAACACAAGGUCCACCACAAAGUAAUAGAUUAUGGACAAAGAGAAUGAAUUCAAGUCACAGGCUUGACAACAUGGUUAGAAACAGAUCCUUGUCUUUCGAAGGUGAUAAACUUUAUACGGAAGAAUCAUGUGUCCAUUCUGCAGUUACUGGUAAUGUUAGUACUGUAAAACAGUGGAAACCCACAUCUGUAGUCCCGGAUUUUCACAAGUCUGAUUCUUCUUCCAAAUUGGCUAGGGGAGUAAUGAAGGACAACACAUUGAUGGCAAAACUGCUUGAAGCAAGGUUGGAGGAUCACAAAUCUCGCUCCAGGGCAAGCAAAAGUUCACUCUGAUCUACCAGAGAAGUUUGUGAUGAGAAACAUAAGAAUUUGAAUAGUUGCAAUGGUAUAACACUUGGUCUUCUAUAAAUGAGGUACUUAUUAACCUUUACUGUAAACGACUAUCUUAUUGUAACUUUACACGGUUAGAGGGAUGUAAUCCGAGUUGCGUCCAUUACCUGCCAAGGGAAAUUGCUCUUAAGUGUAUUUCUA